GAUGGCAUCAUAACAGGUUUUAGUUAUUUUAUUAAGCCAUUGGCACGCCUGCUAUUUAGAAAGUGCAAUGGACGGGUAAAAUUUAUCACAGUCUUAAAAUUUUGUUGUACGAUUAAUUUAAUUAUAAUUUAACCAUUUAUUUUCAUUUUGAGACGCUUAUGAAACUAUUAACAGCAUGGAUUUGACAACUAGCCCACAACAAAACUACAACAAAUUUAGCACUAAUGAAACACAAAAUAUGUUGAACGAAAGCGACUUACUUGAGUCAUUAAUUGAUCUCAGUUCAGUGCAUAUAAGCGAUGAAGAAACUUGGUUGUAUUCUACAGAAGCAAAUAAUGGCGGAGACGCUAUAAAAAAGCUUUAUUCUCUGGGGAAAUCCCAGAAUCAAUCACCAGAAUCUCCAUCACAAAGGAGCAUUGACACACGAACGUUUACCCGUCCGAAAAAACGAAUCACACGACCGAGUGUUGAAAAAUACAAUCAAGAUUUGUAUGGCACAGGUGAUCCCCUUGAAUUAUCCACAGAUAGCUUAAAGAAAUCAUUAGAUAGUGGUAUUGUGGUGGAUGUAAGUGAACCUAUUACACCUACAACACCAUUACACUUUGAUUUGGCCCAGCCCAGCAGUAGUUAUUAUUUUGAAAAUGUUUUGGCUAAAGCCACAGAUGGAGACUCCUUUCAAAACAUGUCUCCCCCUAGUUUGGUAAAUUCAAUGUGUUCUUCGACAUUUGCCAACUUAAUGGAUAGUAGUUUUAUUAAAAAUGAUCCAGUGUUGAGAGAGAUUAGUCAUAAAGAUUAUACUGACUCAAUUUUGUUACAAGACUGUGAACCACCUUUAUUUCAGUCUAUUAGUGAAAGUUUUAGCAGUGUUAAUUCAGAUAGUCCUGAAAGUUUUCUUAAAAAAGUGGUCCUUAAUCAUACUCGAGAUUUAACUAAAGAAUUGGAUAGUUCCAAGGGGAAGAAUAGUGAGGCCUGUGUUUCUAAUUCAACUUUUGAUAAAAUUGUCCAAAUUAAUCCAGAAGAAACACAUCCCGAACCGAAAUGCAACACGACAACAAACUACGAUUCUGAGGGCAGCUUAGCUGGCGAUCCGCCCACAGUCUACAACGAAAAUUAUGGCGCCACAUACCGCCGACCGCCUCGCAAGAGUCAUACGUUCCGCAAGUCGGACCUGAAGAGCGACACGUUAAAUGCCACCUUCCGCAUGUCGCCUGCCGAUGCCGUCUUGGACGAUGCCCCGUCUGUCGUCCACCAGCAGCGCAACACGACGCUCACCCUCAAGAAUUCCGGUCCGUACAUUUGCGGUGAUGAGACCGUCACAAAGGAAAGCUCGGAGAUGCUGAAAAACCAGCUGAGGCACAUCAAUGAUUUGAACAAGCUGAGCUACUGUGUGGACAGGACGCAGAGGUUGAGCCCGUACAAGGGGGACGUGGUGGACGAUGUGACGUUGAAGAGGAACUCUAUCGGGUCAGCGGACAGCUUGGACAGGAUGAGCAGCCUUUCAAACUGCAGCAGCAGGGGUUCGAACAAAAUGCUUAAUAUGGCAGAUGUAGAUGCUAUUGUGGAGAUGCAAGAGAAAAGUUUACAACAGGUGAUGUCGACGCCAAAACCAAACACGGGGGGCAAAAAGUUGUGGGAGCACAACUUCAUAUCGCCGAUAGUAGCGAACGUUCAUUAUUCAGACUCCGACACCUCGUCGACCGAGGAAUACAGGAGUGUCAAAUCGUCGGCGUCAAAAAUUUCUCUGGAAACCGACAGAUCGAAACCACCCAAGUUGAGUAAUCUCGAUAAGAAACCGAGGACGAUGUUAAUGGGAGGCACAUACAAAAAACCGGCACCGCGAUCGAUUCCUACUUCCGGAAAUUUGCAAGCUGGUGGCUUGAAGAGUUCGCAACCGAAUAUCCGUGCUCCUGUGAUGCCACCUUCGAAUUUGAAAACGAUGGGAACAGGCUUGAAGGGUUCGUACACGAAUCUGCGGCCGAUCAGCACCUAUUUGCCAGUGGCGCCGCCACCACUCAAUCAAACGGUUACGCAAAGUUCGGCAGAGGUUAACAAGACCCAAACUUUGACGGACGAUCGGCCGCAGAUGGUGCACGUGCCCACCGCCAAUAAUGCCCGAGUUGCGCAGGUGAGUGAGAAUGUCCAACCUAUGAUUAGAGCCCCAGUUGCUGAUGCUAGUUUGAAACCUAGAAUGAGUGGCUUGCCAAGACCUAUUAGCGGCCUCCCUAGGCCGGUUUCUAGAAUACCCGGCCCCAAAAGGGUUCCCUCAAGGCCGACCACUAGUAGAUACUGACAUAUGCGUUCAAACUUAUCAUAUAAUUCGUGCCUUAUCGACUUAUCAAGAACAUAUUGUAUCAAAUUAUCUACGAUUAGUGUGUUUUGUUAUUUAUAUCAUAUUUAUUUACAGUGUUUUAUUAAUGUUAAAUAGAUUACCAUAUUAUAUAGUGCGGUUUUUAAAUUUUGUUUGGAAUUGGAUAUACAUAUUUGUAAAAUACAAUUGUUAUAGAUUGUAUAAAAUGUGCAUAUGUGUAAUUUUAAGGUACACAGGAAUGACUGUUUUUACAAUUUUUGCUCACAUAUUAAGACUUAGUGAAAAGCAUUUGAGGAAUUGUAAAAUAAAAUCAACAUCUUGGAACAUUUGGUUAAAUUUUGUAAAUUCCAAUUCACACCAAAGAAAUGCAACACAGUAUAUGUAUAUUUUCGAAAAUGACAGUAUUUGCAUAUGAAAAACAACAGAGUGAUUGACUGAAAUUCCCCCUCCUAAAUAAAAUUAAGUAUUUUGAUAGAAUAUAUAUUUCAAGCCAAUUUUGUAUACGUUUUCCAUUUUGUAAGUGCCUAUGUGAUUGUUGUUUUUGUUAUUAAGUUUGUUUAUUAUUUGUAAUAAUAAUAUUAUCAAGCUUUGGAAAUUUUUACUUUUCUACAAACCACUUGUUAUUGGAAACAUAUCAGUUAUUUAUAGUUCUGCGGUAGCUCUUAAUAUUUUUAUGUAUAUGGAAUGGAUAAAAAUUGUCUUGCCAUACUCUUUUUUAUAGUAACACAAGUGGUUUUGUGAAUAAGUAUAAAAUGGCAAUUAUCAAUCAAUUUUUCAUACAUUAUACCUAAAAAAGCCUAAUUAUGAUUAUUAAUUUUCAUCACAAUAUAAAAAAUUCUUACUCUGGAUUAAUUAAGCAGAUUUGUGGUAGCUGAAUAUAAUUUCUACUGUAGAUAUUAAUUACCUGAGCAAUAUUAAUAUUAUUUGUAUACAUGACCUUUUUAAUUUUCUGUUUACUAAAGCAAUAAACAUUGAUUAACAGA
Messenger RNA from Aethina tumida (small hive beetle), 3291 nucleotides. RefSeq lists its product as uncharacterized. NCBI's taxonomy places the organism in Eukaryota, Metazoa, Arthropoda, Insecta, Coleoptera, Nitidulidae. The transcript is spliced from 8 exons. The record is from RefSeq and is a predicted model, not a curated record. Bases 176 to 2290 code for a protein of 704 amino acids.